Molecule: messenger RNA, 1374 nt
Organism: Spathaspora passalidarum NRRL Y-27907
Lineage: Eukaryota; Fungi; Ascomycota; Pichiomycetes; Serinales; Debaryomycetaceae
Gene: BUD22
Product: Bud22p
Exons: 1
Coding region: 1-1374 (457 amino acids)
Biological process (GO): maturation of SSU-rRNA
Cellular component (GO): 90S preribosome; nucleus
Source: RefSeq, a predicted model, not a curated record
AUGGUCAAGAACAAGAAUGAAAUGUGGAAGCUCGACUUGUUAGAGUCGAAGUUCCAGAAUGCAUCCCCUAGAUUCCCCCAUACGAAGAAACUUUUAGUUGCAAAACACAAUACUAAACUAAUGAAGAAAUUGCCAACUACUCCCGAAGAAGCCAACCUACAAAUCAAUAGUUUGAAAUCAGAAAUAUUCCACAUGAAGUAUCAUGCUGCAUCUAAGAAGCUUGAAAAGGAAAUAUCUCGACUUUUAAAACAAAAGAGCACUGACUUGGAAUUCUUUAAGUCUGAAGACAAUGUCCAAUUGUUAAUCACAUCUAAGCUUAUAAAAGGAAUAACUAGUACUAUCCUACUCAGUAAGGACUUAAAAACCAACCCACCAAGUUACAUCAUGACAGAAAUAAGAGACAUAAUCACCGACAGUAACAAUCCAUCUAACCCGUCAUGUUUCUUCAAGACUUUCUGUCAAAACAAUAAGGAGUUGAAUAAUUUCAUAUCAAACCUUUGGAAUAAUAAGGCUGUCAAAUCAUGUUUGAAUGAAAUUGAAUGGAGUUUCAGAAUGGUUAGAGGUAAUCUUACCAAGCAAGAAAGAGAAGCUAGAAAGAGGAUGACUGGUAAUGCAAGUGAACACGAUGGAGAAACCCCUGAACUGGACGAAGAAAGCGACGAGGAGUCAGAUGAAGACCUGGAAGAGGAUCUGGAAGAUAAUGAUGAAGAACAAGAGGAGGACAUAGACUUGGAAAAAGAAUAUGACAAAUUUGCCGUAUAUGAUAAAUUGGUAGGUGAUUCUGAUGACGAAGGUGAAGAAAAGUUCGAAGCUGAUCCAAAUGUAAAUUAUAACGAAGUCACUGAUGAAGAGCCUUCUGAAAGCGAGUCUCAAGAUGAAUCAGAAGACGACUUUUUCGAGCAUUCCGAGGAAGAAAAAGACAACAAGUACAACUUGCCUGAGCUUGCAACCGGGUACUACUCAGGAGGAUCCGACGAUGAAAGUGACGACGACGUUGAUAACGACAAAGUCGUCAAGGAAUUAACUACCCAACGUAAGAAUCGUCGUGGUCAAAGAGCAAGACAAAAGAUUUGGGCCAAGAAAUAUGGUCAAAAUGCUAAACAUGUUAAGUUGCAACAAGAACAAUAUGCUAACGAAAGACAAAAGCGUCAAUUGGAAUACGAAGAAAGAGAAAGAAAGAGACAAUUAAAGAAGCAAUUGGCUGAACAACCAACUGGUGCAAACACUGCACCAUUAGGUGAGCGUAAGGCUGGCACUUCUUCUUCUUCUGCUCCUGCUGAGCCAAAGGCAGUUCAUCCUUCUUGGGAAGCAAAGAAGAAACAAGAAGAAAUGUUAAAGGUUAAAUUCCAAGGUAAGAAGAUUACAUUUGAUUGA